UUGAUGCACCAAAACUAAAUCCAGAGAUUAAGGCUGCUUUAUCGGAUAUGCUCAUUAAAAAGGAUAAGGCGAUAGAAAAUAAGCAAACGCAGGUUGCAGCAGGUAUAUCGUGCAUUAGCCAAGCUCUCACACGUUUGUUCUCAUUAGAACACAGAGAUCAAUCCGUGAUAAAAUUAUUGAUCGAGGCCGCUCAACUAUUGUGCGAUACACAGUAUAAAGAAUCUAUGACGAGAAGAAGCUUCAUAUGCUCUACAAUAAAGAAGGAUAUCAAAGAUCAACUCUUUAAUACGGAAAUAGACGGCUUCUUGUUUGGCGAAAAGUUGUCCGACACACUCAAGGCUGCAAAAGCAAUAUCAAAAUCGGGUGCUGAGAUAAAAAUAAUCCCACCCGCAAGAAAAACCCCCCCAGCGCAGAAACUGAGACCGGCUCCUGUCCAAACUUUAAACCGGAAGCCUCCGUUCCCGGCAGUUCGGCAAGCGGGAGCAGCGAGGAGAUACGAGCCGACAGCCACGACGACAUCGCGCUCACGGCAGCCGCAGCAGCAGCAACAGCCGCCGCGCUCUCAGCGUCCCCCACGCCCGCGCCGCUAGACCCGCCACCCCAAGCUGACGUUGAUUGCAGGGAAGUUAUCAGGACGGCAUUACUGAAGAGGAGUGUACCACCGUCAUCUUUAAAUAUUAUGAUAGCUUCCCUGUCAAAAAAUUCAAUAAAACAAUAUGACGUCGCUAUAAGACGUUGGGUAAGCUUUUGUAGAAAAAACAAUAUAGAUAUAUAUGAAGCGUCAACUCCAAUGGUUAUUUAUUUUCUAACUGAACUGUUCCAGUUAGGUUUACAAUAUGGAUCAUUAAACAGUCAUCGCUCCGCUCUAUCGUUGAUCCUAGGAUCGAGAGUAGGGUCUGAUGACCGCAUUACUAGGCUUUUCAAAGGUUUCUAUAGACUCCGUCCGCCAGCCCCAAAAUAUGAUAUAACAUGGGAUCCAGCCGUAGUUUUAGAAUUUUUGGCAAAUUGGUAUCCAAAUAACAAUUUAAAUUUAGAAUAUUUGACUAAAAAGGUCGUCACUUUACUCAUGCUAGUGACUGCACACAGAGUACAGACUAUCGGAAAAAUAAAUUUAGAUAAUAUAACUAUUAAUAAUAAUCAUCAGUUAAUAUCAAUAAAAAUACAUGAUUUAAUAAAAACGUCACGUCCAGGUUCAGCUCAACCUUAUCUAAAUAUUCCUUUUUAUAAAGACCGACCAGAGAUAUGUCCAGCGAAAACGUUGGUAACAUACAUCGAUAGGACGAAACCUUUAAGAAAUAAUGAAAAAGUCUUAUUCAUCAGUUUUAAGAAACCACAUAAAUCAGUAUCUACAAAUACUAUUAGUCGGUGGAUAAAAGACACGCUAUCAGUUAGCGGAGUUGACACUUCUAUAUUUUCUGCUCAUUCCGUUAGACAUGCAGCAACCUCUGCAGCUUAUAGAAAAGGUAUCAAUAUUGAUACAAUACGAAAUACAGCAGGCUGGAAUGGCAACUCCAGGGUAUUUGCCAGAUUUUAUCAUAGAGAUAUUCAGUGUAAUCAAUCUAAUCAGUUUGCUCUAUCAAUCCUUAAUACCGAAGCUGAUUGAAAUGUAAAAGUAUUUUACUAAUUUUACUUUUAUAAUUAAUAUAACUAAGUAUAAUAUUAUGUAUUGUAUGUACUCUUU
Messenger RNA from Maniola jurtina (meadow brown), 1681 nucleotides. RefSeq lists its product as uncharacterized. The coding region runs from base 680 to 1603 and encodes 307 amino acids. Gene Ontology annotation, biological process: DNA integration; DNA recombination. The transcript is spliced from 2 exons. Gene Ontology annotation, molecular function: DNA binding. Lineage: Eukaryota; Metazoa; Arthropoda; Insecta; Lepidoptera; Nymphalidae. The record is from RefSeq and is a predicted model, not a curated record.